AUGCCCCUCUCCUCCGGCCAAGCAGAGACGUGGUAUACGGAAGUCCUCUACACCGCUCUAAACCACCUCGUCGCCCUCGUGCUGCUCAUCCAACGCUCCCGCCUCCUCGCCCCCGGCACACAACCGGAUUCCACCAAAACCUACCCUUGCCGGCCGAGAUUGCACGCAUGUCGAAUCUUCCUGCCCUCCACUGCUGCCGCAGACAAACCAAGCAGCGGAGCGAAGCUUCCCCUCGUAAUCCUAGUCCACGGCGGCGGCUGGGCAAUCAACACCCCCUCCCGCGACGACCCUUUGGCGAGGUAUCUAGCCGACCACGCCGGAUGCGUGGCUGUGGCGAUCGACUACUCGAAAGCCCCCGGAAGCCGGUUUCCAGUGGCGUACGAGGACGUCGUCGCGCUCACUAGUGCUGUUAUCGAUGACGCUGAGCUACGGGUUGAUAAGGAGAGUGUGGUGCUGAUCGGUAAUUCGGCGGGUGGGAACCUCGUCCUGGCCGCUACGCAGGAUGAACGGCUGCGCGGGAGGGUGAAGGGGGUGCUGGGACUGUAUCCCGGUACGGAUUUCACGACCACGGUAGCGGAGAAAGUCGCUACGGCUACGCGGGCAGAUGCAGAGAAACCCGAUAUGCUCGAGUCUGGCGCCCCGAAGAUGGAGAGGAUGUACAUUGGCCCCCAACGCCUCGAGCUUGAAGACGUUCGUCUAAGUCCUACGUUCUUUAAGUGGAGGGCUGAUCUGCCGGAGAAGGUGUGGUUGGUGGGUUGUGAAUUCGACUUACUGUGCCGGGAGGCGGAGGUGAUGGCUGAGCGAUUAGCGAUGGGGAAGGAGAGGGUGGGCGGGAAGGAUGAGUGGACGGUGGGCGGGGUGAGGUGGACGAGGGUUAAGGGGCAGACGCAUGGGUUUGAUCAGUUUGGGGUAAGAGGGAAGGCACACGAGGCGGAGAGGUUGAGGGCGAGGGCGGAGUUGUGGGGGAAGAUGGUUGAGUGGCUUGGUGAGGUUUUCGAGCUUGAAGGAACCAGCAAGGUGUCUGAGGAAUGA
Molecule: messenger RNA, 1032 nt
Organism: Saxophila tyrrhenica
Lineage: Eukaryota; Fungi; Ascomycota; Dothideomycetes; Mycosphaerellales; Extremaceae
Exons: 1
Coding region: 1-1032 (343 amino acids)
Molecular function (GO): hydrolase activity
Source: RefSeq, a predicted model, not a curated record